Molecule: messenger RNA, 5002 nt
Organism: Anopheles moucheti
Lineage: Eukaryota; Metazoa; Arthropoda; Insecta; Diptera; Culicidae
Gene: INPP5E
Product: inositol polyphosphate 5-phosphatase E
Exons: 3
Coding region: 1-2433 (810 amino acids)
Biological process (GO): phosphatidylinositol dephosphorylation
Molecular function (GO): phosphatase activity
Source: RefSeq, a predicted model, not a curated record
AUGGAUAAAUCCGUGCCGGAAACAAGCGGUUCCAAGCCUCCCGCUGGUAACGCAAAUCUUACCAACAACGUUAGUAGCAGCGGAAAGGGCAAACGACCGUUUCUCGGUUUGCUGUCGAAACGUUCGUCACGUGUUGAGCCGCAACGAUGUUCGGAGAGUGAAGACGAGCAGCAAACGGUCGACAGUGGAUCGAGUUUUAGUUUGCUCGGGAAUCAUCACACUAUUCCGCCACAGCACGCAACGAAAGCAAAUAACAAUAGUAGCAGCAACAGUAACGGUGGUACCGUAACCGCUACGACGACAUCAACUAGCAGCACUAGCCAACGGCAAGAUUCGUCCAAUCCAAGCGAUACCAACUCAUACCAGCUGCUCUCAACGUCAUCAACGACGACAACUACUACCACCACCUCGUCAACGGGACCGGAAGGCUCAACGGCGACAAAAAUUCCGACCGCGGUACGAAAGCGAGACAAUUCCUCCACCCGUAUCUCGCUUGGCAAUCGUUUGAGUAGUUACGUCGCAGGAGGAAACACAUCCACCACUAGCGGAGGCGGAGGACAGUUUAAUCUCUGUUGCUCGAUCGACGAAGCAAUUGUGAAGUCACCGCCACGGAAUCGCUACUCGCACCCAGCUACGGGCAGUUCUAGUGCGGGCAGUGAUUCGUACGAUCUUGAAAUGCAGCAGCGUCGGCAACAGCUGAAGCUGGAACUAACGGCUAAAUCGAGCACCAGCUAUCCAAUAGAGAAGACAAGCCCAUUGCGCCACCGUCGACCACUGGAGGUGGGGCCACGCGUUGAAACGCCACAGGAAGAAUACGAUGUCAAUGGACGUGCUCCGAAAGCGACGGUAUCGCUCGUCAACAAUCGUGUGGUAACGAAACCGAUCGUGUUUCGGGAAUACCAGAACCACACGCAACGUGCAAUUAUGUCGAGCAAGUCACGGUUCAAGGAACGGUUCCUACCGCCUCUGCAUCGGUGCAAUAUGGACGGUUACGAAAAGAUGGAACAGCACUACAGCUCUCCGAAUAUUGCCGAAAAGGAGGACGAUUUAUUACUUCCCGGUGGAUGCGAUCCUAACGAUCAGCGCGAAUCUCGCAAGUCAAUGUCGUUCGACAUGGUAACUACCGCAUCCGGUGUGGUCGGGAUCGGAAGCGGUAUGGACGAAUCGGAAACGAAUGCUAAAGCCCCUCCUGGCUCGGCCGAUUCGCUCGCUCGCCAAGCACUAAUGGCGGCCCACGUGCUCAACUUGAUUCCGGCAGAAAAGGCACGGCAGCGAAACUUCUUACAUGGCCGGCUCGGAUCCACUUCGCUGUUGGGUGCAACGGAACUGGACAAGAUACUUCCGACACGGGAAGUCACCAUCUUUAUUGGCACGUGGAACAUGAACGGCCAGAGUCCACCGCGGCAGAUGAACGAUUUCGUGCUACCGACUGCGCUCGAACACGUACCGGAUAUUAUUGUUUUCGGCACACAAGAGUCCUGCUCGGAACGGUUCGAGUGGGAGGUAACGUUACAGGAAACGUUGGGCCCUUCACACAUACUGUUACAUUCCACCAGCCUCGGUACGCUACAUUUGGCAGCCUUUAUCCGGCGCGAUUUGAUAUGGUUUUGCUCGGAACCGGAAGAUGCCUGCCUUUCGGUACGGCCCGGUACAGCGUUCCGCACUAAGGGUGCGGUCGCGAUCUCCUUCUGCCUGUUUGGCACGUCGUUCCUGUUCGUAACGUCACACCUGACGGCACACCAGCAGAAAGUGAAAGAGCGCGUAUCGGACGUGAAAAAGAUCAUCCAUGCACUCGAUCUUCCUCGCAAUCUGACGGUGAAACACCGGAACAAGGACGUUACGCAAAACUUCGACAGCGUGUAUUGGUGUGGGGAUCUAAAUUUUCGUCUGGGCGAACCGAGGGAGAAGCUGAUGCAGUGGAUCGAAACGACACAGUUCCCACUGCCGGCCCAUUUGCCGCACGGGUUUAUGCAUACCGAUCAGCUUACUUCCGUGCUGUCGGAUGGCGCAGCCUUUCGGGGGUUCCGAGAGGCCAAAAUUACUUUCCCGCCGACGUAUAAGUACGAUCCCGGCACACAGCGUUUCGAUUCGUCCAGCAAACAACGCGCUCCCGCGUACACCGACCGGAUUUUGUACAAAUUUAAACCCUUGCCAGUAACUACCGUUCAUCGGCGUAGCUCAAACUUACCUCCAGGAGGUAAAAUUUCGCACCCUCCGUCACCUGUUAAAUGUUUGGCGUAUGAUUCGGUACAGAGCAUAACAUCAUCCGAUCACAAGCCGGUAUGGGCACUGUUCCGGAAUAUUAUCCGACCUGGUAUUGAUACCGUACCACUCGCAGCCGGACUGUUCAAUCGGGAGGUUUAUCUAGAAGGUAUGAAACGCCGUUUGGACAAUUCUGGAGCUGGUUCAUCGGCCGUGUGCAAUAUACAAUGACGCCGGUUAUUCGACCGUUAAGGUAAGAAGUAUCACUCACAUGAAAUGGCUAGCUGAUACAAUAGUCCAGUCCAGGAAGCGGGCCUGUUGUAGCGAAUGUGAAUAAGCAGGGAAUUAAAGUGGAACAAUGAGUUGAUCAAACCAUGCGAUUUGACAAUGCGCAAUGUCGGAGCUUAAUAAUGAUAAGAUGCAAUACUUUCUCAAUUUUGAAGUCUGGGACUUAAGUGGCGGUGCUACACAAACCCACAAAUAUCGUGUAACAUUAACAAUACCGGACGAAGAACAGUACAGGAUGUGAGUCUCGUGUAUUCCUUCGUCUACCAACGCAAUAGAAAAGUGCAAAAUGGCACCAUUGAAUAGUUUCCUCUCUCAACGGAAAGCCUUAAGUGUUCCUUCUCAAUGUACUCUAGUCAGCGGUGCUGUUGCGGUUUUUCUGUAAGCGAGCAUCAUAUUUCUAGUCAUUGAAUACACAUCUUACUGUAACAUGGUAACGCUGCAUAAGCAUCUAUAAAAUGGAACUUAGAGGUUCGGACCGGCUCACUCAAUUAGAUACCAAAUAUUGGAACAAGUGUUUAGCACGAGUGUAAGUGUGUGUAUGCAUAGAUGCGUUACUAUAAUGCAAUUGAAAUCCCAAAUAUAAUAGCAUAGAAGCAAGUGCAAAAGGACUUGUAGAUGAUAAAAGACCCUACUGCUGCGUGGCAAAGCGUACAAGACAAGAUUGCCAUUGACUAAAACGAGUUAAAAGACAAAAGAAACCUGUAGCCUUUCUCUAUUGUUUAGAUAAACUAGAAACAGUGUAUACAAUGUAUUAAACUGAGAUAGUAGGACAGAUGAGGGUGUGCGUAUAAGACUCUAUAUAUGAGUGUCAUGUGUUCCGAUAGAUGUUUAGGGUGAAGCCAUAACUACGGGAGAUAUUCGAGAAUGAAAUCGUUCCUCUCAAUAGUGCUGAUGGAACAGUCACAGGACAGUGAUCGUACAUCGUUCGAUUAAACUUACGGAAAGGAAAGACGUGUCUGAGGUAAAACUUUACAAACAUAUCUAAAGCACUAGGCAAUGUCAAUUCAUAUUUAAGGAAAAGUUUUUCUUUUCGAACCGCACGUUUCUUCCGUGAGUACGAGAUACGUUCAUGAUAUCAGUUUAAUUUGCUGUUUCACAUUGUGAUUUUAAAAAUUUGGAAAAUUUACUAGUCAUCAGCGUAACUGUGGAUAUAACGAAAGAGAUGCAAGCUGUUUAUUAUAGUUACUAUUACCGUUCAGUUUUGUCCUAAUUGUAAUAAUUUAUGUCCUUAUUUAUUUAAUCAUUAGGAUUGUAAAAGCUUUAUCCUCUUAUUUGGCGGAGAGCUUCUUGAGAUAAUUCGAUCGCAAUCUCUCACAAUUUAGCAAUCGAAGCGCGUAUUUCGGCAAUUGCUUAAACUAACUGCAAUGUCUCGCAAACGAGAUCUAGUGUGAUAGCUAGUAGACCGGUCGUGCAGCACUAAUGUGUAUGUAAUCGAUUUAUUCUUGUCCAGCGGUCCUGCGUUAUGUGCUGUUGUUUGUAGCGAGCAUAUUCUAAAUAUCAUUAGCAACCGUGUUCAACCCGAACGCUCAACCCAACUAUCUCGAUGGUAAAAAAGCGAAGCAAAUAUCUAUCUAUCCUACAUCUGUGCCUUUGGCUGUUUUACAAACAACACAAGUUAAUCCAGAACUGUUGGGCAAAAGGACCAUUAAGCAAUCGGUUGUCAGACACUUUACGUACGAAAGUUCUCGGAACGAAGGGAAUUUAUGAUCUCGAUACUUAUCGAUAACUUCAGGUCCCAUUUAUGGUUGACCAUUUGCUCUACUUGAGCUAGUGAAUACCAUCGUUUUUUUAAAGAUUACUGCAUAACAAACAAUAUUCCACAAUCUCUGUUCCACUAACGAUGCAUGCAUUCCUACAAACAUUCUCCAGUCAAAUGAAUCCCUGAUUUUGAUCGAACACGAGCGAUCAAUUACUUCACAACUAGCAGUGAUUAGCUUAAGAUGGAAGUCACGUUUAAACGCUGCUUUCGAGUGUUCGUUUUCAGAAAAUGAAUGGUAAAAAGCAAUGAAUUAUAGCAAUGCGUGCUAUUGCAAAGAGAACAGGCACCUCUAAUGCAACUACCCUGGGUUUUAAUGUGUAUAAGGACUUGAAAUUAACAGAUUUCACAUUCAUUAUCUCGCGCUGUUAGCCGUAGUCUUAGACAAGUGGACGACAAUGAAUGGCCAUCAACCAGUGUAACGGCGUCCGCAGAUAGGAUCACACUGCUUAUCAAACAGGCUACAACAAUAUAACUCAAACGAGAACUGUAUCGACAUCUUCCAAAUGCAUUAUUUUAUAGGAAUGUAUAAACCAUCAAAUAAUAGGCAGAGAAGCAAACAGCAGCGAACAGAAAAAGAAACAAUUUUAUAGCAUCUAAGAAACAGUACUCAUGGAAACUCUCUUCUCAGCACACAGAUGCUGAAGAUUAAAACUGUGGCGCUCUAGAACAAUUAGAAGAAAAAACGUAUCUCAACAAAACCACACAUUUUUGCUCAUCUAGAUCAGCAAUGAUUGUAAAGUGAAUAAAGAAAAA